This is a messenger RNA of Pseudozyma hubeiensis SY62, 2880 nucleotides long. RefSeq lists its product as hypothetical. Gene Ontology annotation, molecular function: single-stranded DNA binding; 3'-5' DNA helicase activity; single-stranded DNA helicase activity. The record is from RefSeq and is a predicted model, not a curated record. Gene Ontology annotation, cellular component: MCM complex; nucleus. The transcript is spliced from 2 exons. NCBI's taxonomy places the organism in Eukaryota, Fungi, Basidiomycota, Ustilaginomycetes, Ustilaginales, Ustilaginaceae. Gene Ontology annotation, biological process: double-strand break repair via break-induced replication; mitotic DNA replication initiation; DNA replication. The coding region runs from base 1 to 2880 and encodes 959 amino acids.
AUGGCUGAUUCACAGAAUAACACAAACCGCAAGCGUCGUCGCUCUCAGCAGCUGCAGCAGCGAGACGAUCCCUUCGAUGCCUCCUCGCCUCUUCCAGGCCCGUCAACGGCCACCACACCCGCCGGUCGGUCGUCACCACCGCCUUCCUCUCUUCCCCCUUCGAGUCCUCCCGCCGCGUUCUCCGACUUCACCGACGGCGAGCUUGACGAUGCAGACGUCGUCGACGAAGAGCAAGAGGCAAGGCAGCUGGGUGAUCACUUUCAGGCCAACGCUGACUCGGACGACGAGGGCGAAGACCUUUUCGGCGAGAACAUGGACAACGAUUACACCGAAAAUGCCGCACUAGACCGAUACGAUACCACGCUCGGCAUCGAUGAUGAGAAUGAAUACGACCAGAUGGACGCCAAUGCCCGUCGUCUUGCUGAACUCCGAAUGGGUCGACGCGACCGUACCGAGGCUGCAAACCGCGGCAGCCGUUCGCGUGCUCCCGAGUUCCUUCACAGCGACGAUGGCGCCAGCGAUGCCGACGAUGGUGUUGCUAUUCUCAAUCGUCGCAGACGCCGACACUACGACGAGGCGGCUGCCGGUGCCGACGCCGCCGCUUUCGACGACCUGCCGCUCGAUCAGAUCGGCGAUGUCAAGACGGACAGCAUCGCUAGCUGGGUCGCCACGGAAAACGUUCGCCGAGCCAUUGUUCGUGAAUUCCGCAACUUCCUCGUCACCUACGUCGACGAGAACGGUGUGAGUGUGUAUGGUCAACGCAUCAAGACGCUCGGCGAGACCAAUGCAGAGUCCCUCGAAGUUUCCUUCCUUCAUCUCGUCGAUUCCAAGGCGAUUCUUGCGUACUUUCUAGCCAACUCACCCGCCAGCAUGCUACCCAUCUUUGACGAAGUUGCUUUCGACGUCAUCAUGCUCUACUACCCCUCCUACGACCGCAUCCACUCCGAGGUGCACGUCCGUAUCGCCGAUCUGCCCACCUCGUCUACCUUGCGCGAUCUGCGCCAGGGACACCUCAAUUCGCUCGUUCGCGUCAGCGGUGUCGUGACUCGUCGCAGCGGAGUCUUCCCGCAGCUCAAAUACGUCAAGUUCGACUGUCUCCGCUGUGGCGCUGUCCUGGGCCCUUUCUGGCAGGACGCGAACCAAGAGAUCAAGCUCAGCUACUGCUCCAACUGCGAGCAGCGUGGGCCCUUCCGCAUCAACUCGGAGCAGACCGUUUACCGCAACUACCAAAAGAUGACGCUGCAAGAGUCGCCUGGGAGCGUUCCUCCCGGUCGUCUGCCACGUCAUCGCGAGGUGAUCUUGCUCUGGGAUCUCAUCGACUCGGCCAAACCGGGCGAGGAGGUCGAGAUCACGGGUGUCUACCGCAACAAUUUCGACGCCUCACUCAACACCAAGAAUGGCUUCCCCGUCUUUGCCACCGUCCUCGAAGCCAACCACAUUGCAAAGCGUGACGAUGCUUACUCGGCAUUCCGCUUGACCGAGGAAGAUGAACGUCAGAUCAAGGCGUUGGCAAAGGACGAGCGCAUCGGCAAGCGCAUCAUCAAGAGCAUUGCACCUUCCAUCUACGGCCACGAAGACAUCAAGACUGCCAUCGCGCUCAGCUUGUUCGGUGGUGUACCCAAGGACAUUGGCGGCAAGCAUCGCAUCCGUGGAGAUAUCAACGUCUUGCUGCUCGGUGACCCCGGUACAGCCAAGUCGCAAUUCCUAAAGUACGUUGAGAAGACGGCUUCGCGUGCCGUCUUUACCACGGGACAAGGUGCUUCCGCCGUCGGUCUGACGGCGUCGGUACGCAAGGAUCCCGUGACGCGCGAGUGGACGCUCGAAGGAGGAGCGCUGGUGCUGGCUGACAAGGGUGUCUGUCUCAUCGACGAAUUUGACAAGAUGAACGACGCCGACCGAACCUCGAUCCACGAAGCCAUGGAGCAGCAGCAGAUCAGUAUCUCGAAAGCCGGCAUCGUCACCACAUUGCAAGCUCGAUGUGCCAUCGUCGCUGCGGCUAACCCGAUUCGCGGCCGUUACAACCCCACAAUUCCCUUCAGCCAGAACGUCGAGCUCACCGAGCCGAUCCUGUCGCGUUUCGAUGCGCUCUGUGUGGUCAAGGACACGGUGGAUCCGGUCAAGGACGACAUGCUUGCGCGUUUCGUCGUCGGCUCGCAUCUGCGAUCCCACCCCAAGUUUGACGAGGAGACAGACGAGCAGCUGGUCGCUACGUCGCUUGAUGCCGAUAUCUUGCCGCAAGACCUGCUCAAGAAGUACAUCAUGUACGCACGCGACCACGUGCGACCUUCGCUCAAUGCUCUGGACCAGGACCGUAUCUCGCGUCUGUACGCUGAUCUGCGUCGCGAGUCGAUCUCCACGGGCAGUUUCCCCAUCACGGUGCGUCACUUGGAGAGCAUGAUCCGCAUGGCCGAGGCUUCUGCCAAGAUGCACCUGCGAGACUAUGUGCGAACGGAUGACAUCGACGUGGCCAUCCGUGCCACCGUCGAGUCGUUCGUUUCGGCCCAAAAGAUGAGCGUCAAGAAGACGCUCGAGAGGGGCUUCCGCAAGUACCUGCACCAGAGUCGCGACCACGACGAGCUGCUCUCUUUCCUCCUGGGCUCGAUCGUCAAGGACCGCAUGCGAUUCGUUCAACUUUCGAACGGCGCACGCCGCGAACGUGCAGCGCCAUCGAGCACGGUCGUGACGGUGCCCGUGUCGGAGCUCGAGACGCGCGCCAAGGAGGUGGAUGUGUUUGACAUCCGACCUUACCUCGGAUCGAAGCUGUUCCAUGCAAACGGCUACACUUUCAACCCGACGGACAGAUCGAUCACCAAGACAUUCGGAGCUGGUCGAUCCGGUCUACCGGGAGGUGCUGCCAUGGCCGCCGCCAUGGCAGCGUAA